Molecule: messenger RNA, 5315 nt
Organism: Dicentrarchus labrax (European seabass)
Lineage: Eukaryota; Metazoa; Chordata; Actinopteri; Moronidae
Product: calcium-binding mitochondrial carrier protein SCaMC-3-like
Exons: 10
Coding region: 584-2062 (492 amino acids)
Biological process (GO): transmembrane transport
Molecular function (GO): ATP transmembrane transporter activity; calcium ion binding
Source: RefSeq, a predicted model, not a curated record
CCGCGCGGCGUCAGAGAGAGAGAGUGGGUGGAUUAAAUGUGCGGAGCUAAGCGCGUUUUAGCCUCUCUCCCCGUGCUGCUGUGGGAUAUUACACCGCGCUGGCUGUAAAAUACAAACAAUAAUACAAACAAUAAUACAAACAAUAAUCCAGCCUGGUUGGAAAAAAAUAUUGGGCUCUUCGCGCGCGCACAGAUGUGUCAGAGACUGCGGUAAAAACCGACCGCUCAGUCGCGAGCUCCUCCUGCGACGGAAACUUUAAUUCAUGUGAAUGAGUUCAUGGAUUUGCGCGUGCCGGUGUGACGGAGGAUGUAAGUGACACGGGUAUUAAUCGCACGAGAACUCGUCUAAGCCAUCUCCAUCCGUCCGUCCGUCCGUCCGGAGAGAAGUUCCUCGGCAGAAGGAGCGGACGAACAGCGCAGUCACGCUCUGCUCUCCUCCGUUCAGCCGCCUCCGUUCUCGGUACAUUUUGAAGGUAGCCGUCCGGUCUCUCUGGAAACGCGGACAAACCGAGCACUCGUUGCGGUUUCUGCAGUGUUAUGCUCGCCGGUCGACCGGUACAGAAACCCGGCGUUCUCUCUUUCACAUGGGCGAAGACGAGGAGCAGUUCUGCGCCCAGACUCGCCGCGGAGGAAGCGAAGAGAGCGGAGACAGCGGAGCGUCUCUGGACCCGGACCGAGAGAGGAGGUAUGCGGAGCUGUUCAAGCAGCUGGACCUGAAUAAAGAUGGCAGGGUUGACAUCAACGAACUGAGAACCGGACUGGCAGCUCGUGGUUUACACCGGGGAGAGGCAGAGGAGAUAGUCCUCGAGAGCGACAUCAACCAAGAUGGUUUGCUGGACUUCAGCGAGUUCUCCCAGUACCUGCAGGCUCAGGAGAAGAGGCUGUGGUUCAUGUUCCACAGCCUUGACCGCAACAAUGAUGGUCAAAUCGAUGUGGGGGAGAUCCAGCACUUACUGCGCAAGCUUGGAGUGGAGGUCACCAUGGAGCAGGCCUCCAGAAUACUGCAGAGUAUGGACAGGGAUGGCACCAUGACCAUUGACUGGAUUGAAUGGCGUGAUCACUUCCUGUUCAACCCUUUCCACAACAUGGAAGAUAUUGUCCACUACUGGAAACACUCCCAUAUGUUUGACAUUGGGGAACAUCUGACGGUACCAGAUGAGUUCUCGGAGAAGGAGCGACGGUCAGGUCUGGUGUGGAGGCAACUAGUUGCCGGAGCAAUGGCAGGGGCUGUGUCCCGGACAGGAACUGCUCCUCUGGACCGUCUGAAGGUCUUCCUACAGUGUUUGUGUGUCCAGGUACACGGCUCCGCUUCUAGGGGGAUUAAUCUGUGGUCUGGACUGAGGGGGAUGGUACGGGAGGGAGGUGUCUUCUCACUCUGGAGGGGAAAUGGCAUCAAUGUCCUCAAGAUUGCCCCUGAAUCUGCCAUCAAGUUUAUGGCCUAUGAACAGAUCAAGUGGCUCAUCCGAGGCAGUAAAGAAGGAGGCAGUUUAAGGGUACAAGAGAGGUUCAUUGCUGGCUCUCUGGCAGGAGCUACUGCCCAGACCAUCAUCUACCCCAUGGAGGUGCUAAAGACUCGUCUUACGUUAAGGAAAACGGGACAGUACUCUGGUAUGGCUGACUGCGCCAGACAGAUACUAAAGACGGAGGGAGUCCGGGCUUUCUACAGGGGCUACCUGCCAAAUACUCUGGGCAUCAUCCCCUAUGCUGGCAUCGACUUGGCUGUGUAUGAGACUCUGAAGAACGCCUGGCUCCAGAGGUACUGUGUAGAUUCAGCAGAUCCAGGAGUUUUGGUCCUACUGGGUUGCGGUACCAUCUCCAGCACCUGCGGCCAGCUGGCGUCCUACCCCCUCGCUCUCAUUCGGACACGUAUGCAGGCACAAGCCACCACUGAGGGUAUACCCAAGCUGACCAUGGUGGGCCAGUUCAAAUACAUUAUAUCUCAUGAAGGUGUGCCGGGCCUGUAUCGCGGCAUCACCCCCAACUUCCUCAAAGUCAUUCCAGCCGUCAGCAUCUCCUACGUGGUGUACGAGCACAUGAAGAAAGUCCUAGGGGUGGGUUACUAAACCGGGACAAACAAAGAGGGACUAAUGGCAGAAAGGACAGUGAAUGCAAGGACUCCAUUAUGCUUGUGAGAAGAAGCAGAUGAGAGCUGCAGCUCCUCAGACCUCUGAAGAAAAAGAAAGGACGAGGAGAAAAGAGACAUUUAACAGAUGGGGAUCGUACUGCUGUAUGCUGCACUUCCUGUUGACUCAGUCACGUUAAAGCUUUUGUAGCUUCCAGGUAGUUCGCAGGUAGAUCUUAUUCAUUUGUGGAAUUUGGAGAAGAGAAUGAGGUAAAUGUUGAUGCCACAUACAUACAGGAAAAUCCCAGAGUAUCUGGAGUUUAACAAACGUUUUGCACACAGUCAACCAGUAAUAUAUGUAAUACAAGUAUAUAAGUAGUUUGAUUUGGCUGAAAAUAUUUUAGGGUCAUAUAAAGUUCUGAAAUACAAUCUGUGAAAAACAGGAUUGACUGGUCAUAGGAUAUCUGAAAUACCAUGGUAAACAGUAGAAUUACCCAGCUCACAUUAGGGUAUUUACCUGACUGGCCAAAGAGUCGUGAGUGAGUUGUUGAAUGAUACAUUGCGUUGCAUCAUAAGUUGAUCAGGUUUGGUUCUGCUUGUAUAUGCUGAAGCCCUUUGCAUUAGCAGCCCCCCUAUACCAGUUCAUUGGUGUCAUUGAAAUAAAUGAGGGAGCUGUGUUUUGGUGUCGGUGUGAACACAGGCUGAGGCCGUAUUCAUAUAUAUCACAUCAGGCUUUGCAACACUUCCCACAGGGUUGUAUGGAGGUGUUGGCGUGUUCAUGCAGAAAAUCAUGUUUUAUUUAUGGGAUUCAGCGGCUUUCUCAUUACAUCUGCUCCCUCUCUUCAUUCUCUUCACUUUUUGCUGCAGGGUUGCUGCAUUGUUGUUGUUUUUUGUAUGGUUCCAGGAGUCCGGGCACUUAUUAUUUAAAAACCAAUACACUGGUGUUUUGUUUCUGUGCACUCAUCAUUUAGUGAGAGGUUGAAGAGGCACUCCCCGCAUUGUCAAAAUAUUGUUUUAGAUUUGUUUUGUUUUUUUGUUUUUUUUGGGGGGGGGCUGUUUAUUUUGGUCUGAGAAGCAACUUUCUACUUGAAAGAAGACCUAAUGGCGAUCAGGCCCUUUCUCACCAUGCUUGCUGGCACAUGUCUGGCUGCAUAUGUUGGUGUGUUACAGCCACCUGUUAAUCAGUGGUGUAGUGUGAAACCAUUGGCAGGACUGUGUAUCACAUCACCCACAUGUGUGCACGUGUACUCUUGAUCCUGGAAAAAUAAGGAUACAAGGUGAUUUAAUUGUCAUCUUUACAACACAAGCUUGUCUAACUUUCGUGCUACUCAUAAAAACAAAAUAUAUUUAUAUACAAACAUUCUAAAGUCAUGAAACAAAAUUCAAAAACUAUUUUUCAUGAUGGAGUGCUGAGGAUGAAUUUAGCAGUCUCUCUGCUAAAGAAGAAGCUGUGCUUACGUCUGGUGAUACGGCUGUGGAUACUUCUGUAUCUCUUGCCAGACAGCAGCGGGGUGGACAGGCUGUGAAAUAAUAAUAAUAAUAACAAUAAAAAAGUCCAACUCAAGUUCCACUUGCUUUUUCUGGAGCUUUCAACCCUAUCACAUAACUCUAAUCCCUGAAGGACUGUGUGAGGCAGAUGAAAGCUCUAGAAAAGUGUAGUGGACAGUAGGGAUGCCAUGGGUGCCAGAAAAGAGUAAGGGCUAUGUAUUUUUUCUUUUUGAAAAGUCAGCCAGCCAGCAGGUUAGAGAUUCUGACAGCAGAAAGAUGACAGAAAAUGACAGAACAGACCUCAAAUAAUAAAUGCAGUUCCUCUAAUGGCCACUUGAGGCUGGCUCCAGCAGUGAGUCAAUCUCCAUAAGGCCAAACAUUAAAAUGCCCAACUUUACAGGUGAAAUAAACAUGUUUACAGCCUGGUUCAGCUAAUAUUCCUGUUCAUGACAACUACAGGGGUGAAUUUUCACUCCUUUCAAUUAUAUUAAGGCUUAAAGUUAUGCAUAAUUAAGGGUGCGCUUUGAGUGACAGGUUCGAAAUACGGGGGGCCAGGCCUCUUAUUCCGCGUUCUUUGAAAAAAUUAAACAUAUUUUCAUACAGUCCCUAAUUAGACCUAGAGUUGGCAUUGUUUUGUAUUUCUUUCGUCAAGAAUGAAGUUUUAGCUUAGUUGUAAUUUGUCGGAUCAUACUGUAUAAUAGCCUAACAUGUUCUGUUUUAGAUAUUCAACAGUGAAUUUAGAAUAUUUUUCUCACAUGAUAUUAAUAUGAACUGUCAGAGUUGGUGUAGAAGUAGGUAGAACACCCACAUCAGGAUCAGCACACAGCAAAAACAGGAGAUUAAAGCUGGAGAGAACACAUGCUGCUGCUGUGCUGCUGGCUGUGUCCACCUGUUUUCUGCCAGGAAACUGAUGACUGAACCGACAUGUAAUAUAUCUUAUAAAGUAGUAAAAAACUAUUUUAAACAAUUCGAUUCCUUGUUCCCUGCACUGGAGCUUCAGCAAAUAGCCUUAGCUGCAAGUGUCAGAAUGUGGAAUCAAUUGCAAUUUUAAGAGAAAAGAUAAAAAGAAAUCUGUGCAUGUUUUUUUUUUUAACUUGAAUGUGAACUGCACAAAACGUUUUAUAGUAGCUCAGCUCUGAAGCAGCUGCAUGUAAAGGGAUACACGCCCACAGACUUGAAGAAUGUGAUUAUUUGCAUAGCAGGCAAAGACAUAUAUCAUCUAUAUUAUUAUGCUUAUGAUGCCUAAUUCCCUAAAGAGUUUUGCCCCCUUCCUUGCAAGCAUACUUGAAAUGAUGCUGGUUGCCACUGGGGCCUUGCAAGCAUGAUGUACGACAUUUGUAAAGCAUGAGUGCAUGUUUCCAAGCCUUUUUGUGAAAGUGUAGCCAGCUAGCUUCAGUGUGUGAGGACUGUAUUGCCUUUCUCCUACGAGCUAUUUUCAACCCAAAAAGACAGAGCUGUCGUAGUGUUUGAUAAUGGACGCCACAAAAAGAGCUUUCUAGUUUUGAUAAAUAAUAGUGUAUGUCAGUUGAAUGUGCAGUGCACUUUACACGCCUCAGUGAUGGUAUCUGUGACAUUGUACAAAGAAGAGGGCUCUCAGUGUUCAUGACGAUGAUGGGAUGAGGUAUUUUUGUUAUCCAACCUAGAAGUGAGCAUCACCAUGGUUCCAUUUGUCGAAAUAUUGUACUAUUUACAGCACCACAUUUAGUUUAGUUAGUAGUUAGUUACUUUGCAGAUUCACAUUAUUAAAACAAGAUACAAACUGACAA